This is a messenger RNA of Triticum turgidum subsp. durum (durum wheat), 828 nucleotides long. NCBI's taxonomy places the organism in Eukaryota, Viridiplantae, Streptophyta, Magnoliopsida, Poales, Poaceae. The record is from the annotation of a GenBank genome assembly.
AUGGGUGAACACCUCGCGCUGCUGGUGGACCGGCUGCUCACGGAGUCCACGCUGGAGGCGGCCAUCGUCAGCAGGAAGCAGGCUGAGCCGGAGGACACGCCGGCGGCGAUCGUCUACUGCUGUGACAUCGCCGCCGCUACCGGCGACCCGAGCAAGAUGGUGGAGUGCAGGAUCUGCCAGGAGGAGGACUGGGACACCGGCAUGGAGGCCCCCUGCGCCUGCCGCGGCAGCCUCAAGUAUGCCCAUCGAAAAUGCAUCCAGCGUUGGUGCAACGAGAAGGGCGACACCAUCUGCGAAAUAUGCUUGCAGCAAUUCAGGCCAGGCUACACUGCCCCACAGCAGCUGUUCCACUAUGGAAGCAUACCAAUGAACUUCAGGGGGAACUGGGAGGUUGCGCGGCACGAUCUCCACGACUCUCAGGUCAUAACAAUGGUGCCCUCGGAGCGCGACUUCAUGGACGAGUACGACGACUACUUUCCAGUCAGGACGAGGAGCAGCGCCCUGUGUUGCCGGACAGUCGCUAUCAUUUUCCUGGCCCUCCUGGUUCUCCGGCACACUCUUCCUCUCAUGGUCGGCGGCGACGGGGAGUACUCGUUUGCUCUGUUUUUGCUUCUUGUGCUGAGGACAGCUGGGAUUCUGUUCCCAAUCUUGGUGAUGGUGAGAGCAAUGGCAACCUUCCAUCGUCGUCGUCGCCAACAGGGAAACCAGGGAACUUACAUGUUCUUCUCGGACACCGACGACGAUGAUGACGGGGAGGAAGAAGAAGAGGAUGCCGACGCCGAUCCUGCGCUGCCUCGCUACCAACCACGCCUUAUCCCCGUCUACUGA